Lolium rigidum is the source of this 1107-nucleotide messenger RNA. RefSeq names its product cyclin-C1-1-like. The transcript is spliced from 9 exons. Lineage: Eukaryota; Viridiplantae; Streptophyta; Magnoliopsida; Poales; Poaceae. Gene Ontology annotation, cellular component: nucleus; mediator complex. The coding region runs from base 70 to 843 and encodes 257 amino acids. Gene Ontology annotation, biological process: positive regulation of transcription by RNA polymerase II. Gene Ontology annotation, molecular function: cyclin-dependent protein serine/threonine kinase regulator activity. The record is from RefSeq and is a predicted model, not a curated record.
UCCCUGCUGCUGCUGCUCGCACCGACCCUACCGGCCACCGAUCCCGCCGGCGAGGCUUGCCGGCCCAGGAUGGCCGCCAACUUCUGGGCGUCGUCGCACUCCAAGCAGCUGCUGGACCCGGAGGAGGUGGACGUGGUGCCGGCGGCGGACCGGGAGCGGGGCAUCACCACCGAGGAGUUCCGCCUCGUCAAGAUCCACAUGUCCUCCCAUAUCUGGCGGUUGGCGCAGCAAGUGAAGGUUAGGCAAAGAGUCAUAGCAACUGCCAUCACUUACUUCAGGCGUGUUUAUACAAGAAAGAGCAUGACUGAGUAUGAUCCUCGUUUGGUAGCACCGGCUUGUUUAUAUUUAGCAUCAAAGGUAGAGGAGAGCACUGUGCAAGCAAGGCUGCUCGUCUUUUAUAUCAAAAAGAUGUGUGGUCCUGAUGAUAAGUACCGAUUUGAAAUUAAGGACAUCCUCGAAAUGGAAAUGAAGCUCCUGGAAGCACUGGACUAUUAUUUAGUAGUUUACCAUCCAUAUCGUCCUCUUUUACAUUUAUUGCAGGAUGCUGGCAUAACAGACCUGACACAGUUCGCGUGGGGCCUUGUCAAUGAUACUUAUAAAAUGGAUCUUAUUCUCAUAUAUCCUCCCUACAUGAUUGCAUUGGCUUGCAUAUACAUUGCAAGUGUUCUGAAAGAUAAGGAUACAACUUCCUGGUUUGAAGAACUUCGUGUUGAUAUGAAUAUUGUGAAGAAUAUUUCAAUGGAAAUAUUGGAUUUCUACGAAACCUACAAGGUUGACCCCCAAAGGGGACUCUCUGAUGAAAAGAUCAGCCCUGUGAUGAACAAGUUGCCAGCAAAGGCCUAAAGCAGAUUUUUAUCUGGUCGUCUAACCACCAUGCAUCCAUGACUGGAGCAGGUGUGUGGCAGCUGGCAGCAACGGUAAAUUCAACAGCCUGAUAUUGGAAGUGCCCCACUGGAUCUGAUCAUGAUAUCUCAUUUCAGAAUGAAGAAACCUAUGGUAGAGAAUUAGUUUGGAUGCGCUUGUAUAGUUGCAGUAGUCUGUAAUACUAGACACUAUAUUGUACAAAACUCAAAGUGGUUUUAUUUCAGUGUAUCCCUGCUUGUUGAA